Messenger RNA from Callorhinchus milii (elephant shark), 1068 nucleotides. Its product is annotated as protein Wnt-9a-like. Gene Ontology annotation, molecular function: frizzled binding; cytokine activity. The record is from RefSeq and is a predicted model, not a curated record. Lineage: Eukaryota; Metazoa; Chordata; Chondrichthyes; Chimaeriformes; Callorhinchidae. Gene Ontology annotation, cellular component: extracellular region. Gene Ontology annotation, biological process: neuron differentiation; canonical Wnt signaling pathway; multicellular organism development.
AUGUCUGAAAGAGGGACUUUACGGGGUAUUAAGGAGUCCCCCCCACUCACAGGUCAUGAACCACUCACCAUCCCCCCUUUGAGCCACGAGUCGGGUCUGGCGCAGGGCAAGGCGCACUUCAAGGCCUGCGACCGGCUGAAGCUGGAGAGGAAACAGCGACGCAUGUGUCGGCGGGACCCCGGGGUGGCCGAGACCCUCAUAGAGGCCAUCAGCAUGUCCGCCCUGGAGUGCCGCUACCAGUUCCACUUCGAGAGGUGGAACUGCACCCUGGAGGGUCGUUACCGCAGCAACCUUCUCAAGAGAGGUUUUAAAGAGACAGCGUUCCUCUACGCUAUCUCCUCGGCCGGGCUGACGCACGCGGUGGCCAAGGCCUGCAGCGCCGGGCGUAUGGAACGCUGCACGUGCGACGAGGCUCCGGAUCUGGAGAACCGCGAGGCCUGGCAGUGGGGGGGCUGCGGAGACAACCUCCGGUACAGCAACAAGUUCGUCAAGGAGUUCAUCGGCCAGAAGAAGUCCAACAAGGACCUGAGAGCCCGAGUGGACCUUCACAACACCAACGUGGGCAUCAAGGUCAUCAAGUCCGGUGUCGAGACCACCUGUAAGUGUCACGGUGUGUCCGGCUCCUGCACCGUCCGUACCUGUUGGCGGCAGCUCCUGCCCUUCCACGAGAUCGGCAAGCUCCUGAAGCACAAGUACGAGGGCUCGCUGAAGAUCGGCAGCGCCAGAAACGAGGACGGAGAGGGCGAGAUGGUGGCCUCCAGGAAGGCCACGGCCACGGCCACCGCCCUGCAGCACAGCCACAUACCCAGGACCAUCGACCUGGUCCACAUCGAUGACUCCCCCAGCUUCUGCCGCCCCAACAAGUACUCCCCCGGCACGGCUGCCCGCAAGUGCUACAAGGACAAGAACUGCGGCAGCAUCUGCUGUGGCCGCGGACACAACACCCAGAGUCGUGUGGUCACCCGGGCCUGUCAGUGCCAGGUGCGUUGGUGCUGCUACGUGGAGUGUAAGCAGUGCACACAGCGAGAGGAGAUCUACACCUGUAAAGUUUGAGCCAAAGCUACAGCA